This is a messenger RNA of Rubroshorea leprosula, 758 nucleotides long. The record is from the annotation of a GenBank genome assembly. Lineage: Eukaryota; Viridiplantae; Streptophyta; Magnoliopsida; Malvales; Dipterocarpaceae.
AACCCCAACAGCAGACAACUAUGAUCUCUAAAACCUUUCCAAUUAAGCCGAAGCUCAAACCAAAACCCAGGACCCAAUCGCAGAUCCCAGAAUCUAAGUACUGGUGUUCUUUCAAGUCAACACAAAUCACCACCCUCAUCCCCUCGAUCUCCUCGGUCUCGUUUUCUCCUUCUACACCUCACGUCUUCGCCUCCGCCCACUCGACCUCACUGUCUUACUUUCCUCUUUCCCUCUCGGACCUUGAUGUUGCCACUUCUUCCUCUAUCUCCUUCUUGGAUGUGGUUUCUUCUCUCUCCUUUCGUCACGACAUACUACUCCCUGCCGCCGCCAAUCUUUCCAAUUCAGUGCAGUACUGGGAUGUGGCCGGGGAGAGUGUGGUUCUGGAUUUGGUGGGUCAUAAGGAUUAUGUGAGGUAUGGGGACUGUAGCCCUGUUAGUGGUGAUAUGCUUGUUACGGGUUCUUACGAUCAUACUGUGAAGGUUUGGGAUGUGAGAGUGGAGAAUCCAAGGUCUGUUUUGGAGGUGAACCAUGGCAAGCCUGAGGAUGUGAUUUAUCUACCUUCUGGUGGUUGAUUGUAACUGUUGGAGGCAUUUCUGUGAAGAAAUGGGAUUUGAUUGAAGGAGGGAGGAUGGUGUACUGUAUAGAGAGUUACAACAAGGAUGGGCGCCACAAUGCAUGAGUGGCAAAAAAAAGAUUAAAAAAGGCCCAAACGUUGUGACCAUUUGCACUUAAACGGUGAAUAAACAGUGCUGUUAACC